CGACUGCGACGGGUGAUUCCGGCAGACGCAGGCAUGUCCGGACGCGGCAAGGGCGGGAAGGGCCUGGGCAAGGGCGGCGCCAAGCGCCACCGCAAGGUGCUGCGCGACAACAUCCAGGGCAUCACCAAGCCCGCCAUCCGCCGCCUGGCCCGGCGCGGCGGCGUCAAGCGCAUCUCGGGGCUCAUCUACGAGGAGACCCGCGGCGUGCUCAAGGUCUUCCUCGAGAACGUCAUCCGCGACGCCGUCACCUACACGGAGCACGCCAAGCGCAAGACGGUCACGGCCAUGGACGUGUCUACGCGCUCAAGCGCCAGGGCCGCACGCUCUACGGCUUCGGCGGCUGAGCUGCCCCGCGGCCCCAGACCCCACCCAAAGGCCCUUCUCAGGGCCCCCACAGUCUCUGGGAGCGCUGUACACACCGCGGGACCCGCAGUCCUAAUAACAGGAGUUAGUGGGUGGGGUCCACUCUUUCCGGGUGGGGAAACAUGGCUCCGGGUCGCUGCGCGGCUUGGCCAUGCAGCCGGGCGUGGCGGCCGCUCCAAGUCCUAAAUAGACUCCUCGGUGAGGCUUGCACGCUGGCACCAGAGCGCACGGAAGCAAAAACGCCAAACCCGGGGGAAUCCGAAUGGGCAGGUCCGGGCCUGAGCGGACACAAGGCUUCUGCGCCCAGUACAUCCAUGGGCACCGAGGCCAGCAGACCGCUCCCUCCGUGCUCAUCACGUGGAAACAGCCACGCUGGGCCGUGAGGCUGCACCACAGCCUGUAUAAAGGACCCUACCACCUCCUUGAAGGCACGACCCUGGGGUCUCCCCCUCCCUGGACACCGAAGCGGACACCCUAACCGCGCACACACUAAGUCAACAGCUCCCCCCUGGUGACGGCUGUGAGGGGUCUGGAAAGAGCACUUCGCGCCAAUUGAGGCGCCGGGAAGCCGGCGCUGUUCCUAAGUGAAUUAACGCCCUGACUUGCAGCGCCAGCAUCGCAUAUAGGCGCCGGUUGUAGUCCCGGCUGCUCCGUUUCCGAUCCGGCGCUAAUGUCCUGAGAUAGCAGUAGAAAAUGGCCCAAGCGCUUGGGCCCUUGCACCUGUAUGGGAGACCGGGAGGAGGCUCCAGGCUCCUGGCUUCCCAUUCGCUCGGCAUCGGCUGCUGCGGCCAUUGGGCAGUCGGAUACAAGACCUCUCAUUUCUGAAAACGCUUUUCAAAUAAAUAUUAAAAAAAAAAAAAAAAAA
This is a messenger RNA of Oryctolagus cuniculus (rabbit), 1228 nucleotides long. Its product is annotated as histone H4. The record is from RefSeq and is a predicted model, not a curated record. Gene Ontology annotation, cellular component: nucleosome. Lineage: Eukaryota; Metazoa; Chordata; Mammalia; Lagomorpha; Leporidae. Gene Ontology annotation, molecular function: DNA binding; structural constituent of chromatin; protein heterodimerization activity.